CUCGCGUCGGCGGCGCAGCAACGCACGGCGCUUGCUCCUCUCCACCACCUUCGCUUCUUCCCACCUACGCUCCUUGCUCGCACCGCUCUUUCCUCUGCGCUCUCGCAUGCUCCAUCUGUCCCAGUAACCGCCGCGCCUCUCGCGCGCCAUGGCGCCGCACCGCCCGGCGCACGGCCGCGCCGGCAUGGGCAGCAGCAGCGCCAGCAGCAGCGCCACGCCGGCCUCGGCCGCCGAUGCAGAGGCGGCCGCCGCACACGCCGGCUUCAUCAACCUCGGCAACACCUGCUUCCUCAACUCGGUGCUGCAGGCCGCCAGCGUCACGACGGCCCUGCGCACGCUCUACCACCCGCCGCAGGAGGCCAGCGGCAGCAGCAGUAGCAGUCCGGCGACCGAGCUGCUGGCGGCAGACAGCUCGGCGCAGCUGCUCGAGGCUGCACAGCGCGCACGCAGCCCUGUGCUGCGCCUCGUCGACGAGGAGAAGGGCCGCCAGGCGCCUGCACCUCCGCGCUUCGCCGCGCCCGCUCCGUUCACGACGCUGGACGAUGCGGGCGCGCCUAGCACCUCGACGUCGGCCACUGCCACGCCGCGGCCGGCUGCGACGCCGUCUGCCUCAUUCAUCGCGCCCUCGACGCACGUGCCGAGCGCCUCAGACGUGCCGUUGAACACGGCCUUUCGGCACACGCUCGAGCAGACGUGGCCCUCUGCCAACUCGAACCGGCAUCGCCGCGGCGGCAAGGUGCCGGCGGUGAAUGCCAAGCCGCUGCUGGGCGCGCUGAUCCGCAAGUACAGCCACUACGGCGACUAUGGGCAGCAGGAUGGGCACGAGCUGCUUGUGCAUCUCCUCGAUGCCAUGCGCAUGGAGGAGAUGGACCUCAUCAAGAAGCUGCAGCCCGCGACGCCGUCUGCGCGACGCAGGCCGCGUCCUUCGCGCACUGCGACACUGGCAAUGACAGCGCAGGUCGAGGAAGAGGCACAUACGCCUCGUGCCACAGCUCGCGCUGAUCCGCUGCACGCUCUUGCGCCGCUGCCGGAGGAGCCGAAGAUGCGCCCGUUUGUCGACGCUGUCUUCGGCGGCAAGCUGCUGAGCGCAGUCGUGUGCGAGGGGUGUCGGCACGUCUCGCAUACUUACGAGGACUUCCUCGAUGUCUCGCUGCCGGUGCGGCCCGAGUCAGACACGAAAGGCGUCAAGCAACGGCACAGCAUCCGCAAGAUGGCCGACCGCUGGCGGCGUGGGCAUGGAGCGAAGCCUCCGCCGCGUCCGCGUUCCGCGGCCGAGACCGCACAGGCGCUGCAGCGUCUGGAGGAUGGGCAGAUGAGCGAGGCCGAGGCUGACUCGACGCCGGGGCUCCUUCGCGGCUUCAGCAUUGCGCGGCCGAAGAGCGCCAUGCCGCGGCCCAAGGCGGGCAUCAGCCCGGCGCCAAGCCCUCACAUCAAUGGCGCGGGCCCGACGGCGUCAGAGGUGGAGCAGAUGCGCAAGCUGCUGGCGCGCGGCGGCGGCAGUGACACGGACGUCGAGAGCGCGGCCGAGGGCCCGUCAAGCAGCGCGCGCGUGCCGGACGCAGCAGCCAUGUCGCUAGCGCCCGACUUUGCCGCCUACUCUGACGCCGAGCGCGCAUUUGCGACCAAGCACCACGCGCCGCCUGCGAGCUCGAGCGGCGGUCUGCUGCGCGCUGUCAGCGGGCGUAUGGGCGGCAAGUCGAGCGAGCCACCGAGCCGCGUCAGCAGUCCAAACCCGCCCAGCGAGACGGAGUCGGCGGCUGGAGCGCGCAGCGGCGGUGAGCCGAUGAAGCGAGGCGCCUCUAACCGCCAGGGCGCCUACAUCACACGACUCUUUGCCGACGUGCCGCGCGCCGAGGCACCCAGCGGCAGCGCUGGCUUUCUGUGGCCUCGCUGGGCAGGCACGACUGCCGCAGCGCCGGCGCCAAGCGAGGCGCACCUCGCGGCGCGCUCACGCGGCACUCCUGCGACGCAGGCUGAUGUGCUAGCUGCGCAGGCCGGAACCGGCCUCGUCAAGUCGCUCAUGCAGUUCACCGCCGUCGAGGCGCUCGAUGGCGACAAUCGCUAUGCGUGCAAGCGCUGCUGGCGCCUCGCGAACCCGCUUACGCCGGCAGAACGCGCGCGCCAGCUGAGACGCAGGGCGCGCAGGGGCGAGGAUGAUGCCGAGAGCGAGAAGAGCGAGGACGACGAGGAGGACUCGGACGCGGGCGAGGAAGAGCAGCCGCACCAAGGCAUCAAGGUGGCCGUGCCGACGCCAAUCGUGGCAAACGGCACCGACACGAUCAAGGCCUCUCAUCUGCCUCCUCCGGCCGAUGACUCGCGACGCGGCAGUGCCUCGUCCCUGGGCGAGACGUCGGGCGAGGACGAGCUGCAGAGCAUCACGCGCAGCAUGCCGAUUCCCAUCAUCGAGACGUCGCCCGCCACGCCGGCUGUUGCCACUGCAUCGCCGCGCUGGCCGGGCGCCGACGGCAGUCUGCGUGCGCCGCAGGCGAUUCCGGGCAGUCUGCGCACCAUUGCCAAGACCAGCACGACAGGCAGCGAGUACGCCACAAGCGACGAGGAGAGCGGUGAUGUCACGGGCUCCGAGACGGAGGCGUCGACGGGCCGAGGCACCGACUCGGCCUCGGACCGCGGUGCGCCAGUGGAUGCGCUCAGGACGCUGCGCGUUUCGUCGGGCGCGCCACGAAGACGCCGCUCGACGCAGUCGAUCGCGCAGCGCGCACUGAAGCGCUACCUCAUCGCCAGCACGCCGCCUGUGCUGGUGUUCCACUUCAAGCGCUUCCAGCACGUCAAUCGCACCUACGGCUUCUCGUCGUUUGCCGGCGGCAGCAAGAAGAUCGACGAUGUCGUCAGCUUUCCCGAGCUGCUCGACAUUGCGCCGUUCGUGGCGCCGCCGCGCGAGGAGUACGACCGCGCCGGCAUGCUGAAGGCAUCGAGCGACGAACGUGCGCUCAAGAAGGCUGCCAUGCUCGGCGGCGAAGUGGAGGAGAAGCGCCAGAAGGAGAGCCAUCACCGCUGGCACUGGCACUCGCGCGGCCGCCCGGAGACCAAGCCGACCAGCGUCGUCGAUGGCGACGCGCCGAGCACGAGAUACCGGCUGUAUGCGGUCGUGAUGCAUCAAGGAACGAUGUCAUCCGGCCACUACACGGCUUUCGUCCUCGCUCCUCCCGCGCCGUCCACCUCCUCGUCCUCGACCACGCCGGCGCCGACGACGAGCGACUCACGUCGCCCGUCUGUAGCCUCUUCGCCCGCCCUGGGUGCCACGUCGGACGCAGGCAGCGCGAGCAUCAAGUCUGUCUCGUCCGCCUCAGCUAGCGGUGCGGCUGGUGCGGACGGCGCAGAUGCCGCGCGCACGAUGCAGCCGUCGACGUCCGAAGGCACGAUGGCGUCAACGACGACUAGCAGUAGCGCCUCGAGUGUGCGCAGCAGUGCCGAUGCCGCCACGCCCGCCACCACUGCCUCGUCGGCCGCCACGCCGGCCAGCAGCGUCGCAGGUGCAACCGCAGCGGCGGCCGCCGUGCCAGACCAGCGCCGCUGGCUCUUCACGUCCGACUCGCUCGUGCGCCCGGCGUCGAUCGACGAGGUGCUGAACACCAAGCACGCCUACCUGCUCUUCUACGAGAACGUGCCAGCAGACGCCUGAUCCGUGCAGUCUCGUCUCUCCAUCAUCCUUGCCGCGCCCGCUCGGACAUCUCUUGCCAUCCCUCAUCCUUGCACCUCUCUUCAUACGGACGUCUGAAAUGCAUCAGACAGUGACACAGCGCAGUGCUUGAUGACUAGAGAUUCGAUGCAGGAACAGUGGUAGACGCGUGGAAGCAAGGACUGAGAGGGCUGGAACGAUCGAGGCUGGGGAAGAGGGUGGAAGGUGGUGUUGAGGUCAGAGAGGAA
Molecule: messenger RNA, 3885 nt
Organism: Tilletiopsis washingtonensis
Lineage: Eukaryota; Fungi; Basidiomycota; Exobasidiomycetes; Entylomatales
Product: cysteine proteinase
Exons: 4
Coding region: 149-3640 (1163 amino acids)
Biological process (GO): protein deubiquitination
Cellular component (GO): nucleus; cytosol
Molecular function (GO): cysteine-type endopeptidase activity; cysteine-type deubiquitinase activity
Source: RefSeq, a predicted model, not a curated record